AUGAAAGAUAUGAGAUCACUCUCAUUCUGCUUACAGCUGGUAUCCAUUUCGCUUAUCCUCUUAUCCAGUCAUCUCACACAAUCGAUUCUCGACGCCGAGCCUCUUCACAUUCCUCUUCGCCUUGCCGCUCCUCAUUUGACUAAAAGAGAAAAUACAAAUGAUUUCCUUGCCUUUGAAGCUUGGGCUACGCAGGCCGGUUCCAAACUCAAUUCAAGGUAUGGAGGGGAAACAGACACGGACACAGAUUCAUCAGAGAUCAAACAUUCACUUCACACCCGUCAAAUAGCCAAUGUCCGUCUCACCAAUGCUUUCUCUGAUGCGAUCUACACUGCACCCAUUACUGUUGGGACACCACCUCAAAGUUUUCAUAUGAUCAUGGAUACGGGCUCUGGUGAUCUCUGGAUUGCUGACUCUUCGUGCAAUCAAGACCGGGGGUGCCCUAGCUCUGCAAGAAAGUUUGAUCCACUGAAAUCCACAUCAUACGUGAAUGACUCGAAGGCUUUUAGUGUUCAGUAUGGGUCUGGAAAGGCACAAGGCAUCCUAGCGAAAGAGUCUGUUAGCGUCGGCGGCUUGACCGUCUUAAACCAGCCACUCGGCAUAUGUGAUUCAGUAGAAAAUAUUCUAAGGCCGGGUCUUGAUAUCAGUGGCAUAAUGGGUUUAGCCUGGAGCGGAAUCGCCAGUAGUCCUUCCACUCCAGCCUGGGAAUCACUAUUCUUACAAGAAGCGCUGAGUGAGCCGGUCAUAUCUUUUGCUCUCUCGAGGUUGAACCGUAGCCAUACCCAAAUGACCGCACCAGGUGGUACGAUGACUAUCGGUGGAACUAACAAGCGACAUUAUAACGGCGAGAUUCAUUAUGUUCCCCUUGCCAAGAAUCAGUCAUACUGGUUGAUACCCUUAGAGUCUAUUAUGGUGGGAGGUACAGUUGUGGACAUUGGAACACCGGACAUUGCUAUUGAUACAGGCACUUCUCUGAUAGGUGGUCCAGAUGAAGACUUGAAGACCAUUUUCUCUGUGGUGCCCGGUGCGAGCUUAAUGCAAAAUGGGAGCUUCAAAGGUUACUGGACUAUACCCUGCGAUAAUCCACUCAGCAUUUCGAUGCAAUUUGGCUCCAUCUCAUAUCCUAUUAAUCCACUAGACAUUAACUUAGGAAAAAUCAACUCGAACCGAUGUUUGACAUCUUUUUUUACAAUCAGCAAAUCGAAAUCGGGUGGAAAUAUACCUGAAUGGAUUUUUGGGGCCGCAUUUUUGAAGAAUGUCUACUCCGUCUUUCGAGCUUCACCUCCGUCUAUUGGUUUCGCCCAACUCUCAUCGACUUUUGUUGGCGAAACAACAUUGACACCAAGCUUAAUUAGAAAAUCUCCACUGAGGAAUCAUCCACUGAAGCAAGCGUCCAGAGGAGCACAUCGUCCUCACAAUCAGGGCUCGAAUUUGAGGUCGAAGAUCUCGCCGAUUGGCGCAUUGUCGAUUUUGACUGCAGCCCACUUUUUUUUUAAUUUGUAA
This is a messenger RNA of Puccinia triticina, 1500 nucleotides long. RefSeq lists its product as uncharacterized. The record is from RefSeq and is a predicted model, not a curated record. Gene Ontology annotation, biological process: proteolysis. The transcript has 8 exons. NCBI's taxonomy places the organism in Eukaryota, Fungi, Basidiomycota, Pucciniomycetes, Pucciniales, Pucciniaceae. Gene Ontology annotation, molecular function: aspartic-type endopeptidase activity. Bases 1 to 1500 code for a protein of 499 amino acids.